AUGCACAAUUGUUCUGAAUCAGGCUGUAAUAGAUACUUUAAUCAUCAUUUUUCUGUGCACAAUCAUUUAAAAAUCUAUAAUAAUACAAUUGGAAACCUUUUUCAAGAAAUUGUUAUAGCAAAAGACAAUGGGUUUUUAUUUAAUAAUAGCAAAGAUAUUGAACUAGAAAUAGAAAACAAUAUAAUAGAUAAGAUAACAAAUAGGUUAGAAUUUAGUUAUAGUAAAGAAAUAAAUAAUGAAGAUAAUGAAAUGAACUAUGAAAUAGAUAAAGGUGUUGAAGUAGAUGAAAUAAAAGAAACAAACAAGCUAGAAAUUAGUUAUAGUAAAGAAAUAAAUAAUGAAACUAAUGAAAUAGAUGAAAUAGAUGAAGCAAAUAAUGAUGAUAUUAAGAUAGAUGAAAUAAAUAAUAAAGAUGCCAUAGAUGAGAUAGGUGAACCAGAAUGUCGAUUGUUUGAGGUUAAGUUACCAUUAGUUUUUGAGUCCCUUGAUGUUGGGUCAGCAAAUAGUGAGAAUAUGCCAAAUUUUCCAAGUGAAGAAUUCGCAUAUAAUAAUAUCAUUUUAUCUACCUUAAUACAACAAGCUUCUGAGAUUUUAUUAGCUUUUGAACAUUUUUUUUUAUCAUUAAAUAAAUUCUUUGAUUUGUAUGAGGAUUUAACUGAAGAUAUGGUAACAGGUGAUACUAUUAUUAAAUGGUAUAGUUAUACUAAUAGAGCAGCUAGUAAAGAUUAUAUUAGAACAAUAAGUAAUUAUUAUAAUGAAUCAUCAUUUAGUGAUGUAUCAAUUAGUAUAGAUGAAAGUAAAGAGUUUAGAACUGAUAAUGGAACUUGUUUUUGUAAGAUUUUACUGUUGAUUACUGUUAUUAUUGAAAAUUACUUUACAUCAUUUAAUUUUGUACUUGUGCAAUGGUAUGACUUUUAA
Messenger RNA from Cetraspora pellucida, 918 nucleotides. Lineage: Eukaryota; Fungi; Glomeromycota; Glomeromycetes; Diversisporales; Gigasporaceae. The record is from the annotation of a GenBank genome assembly.